Molecule: messenger RNA, 626 nt
Organism: Lagopus muta (rock ptarmigan)
Lineage: Eukaryota; Metazoa; Chordata; Aves; Galliformes; Phasianidae
Gene: RPS27L
Product: ribosomal protein S27 like
Exons: 4
Coding region: 104-358 (84 amino acids)
Biological process (GO): ribosomal small subunit assembly; translation
Cellular component (GO): ribosome; cytosolic small ribosomal subunit
Molecular function (GO): structural constituent of ribosome; RNA binding
Source: RefSeq, a predicted model, not a curated record
AGCCAUUUCCGCCGCUCAGCGCCCCGCCCCGCCCCGCCCCCCGCACCAUCGAGCCGAGUCCUCCGAGCGCCCCGAGCAGCGAUCCGCGGGAGGCCCCGCAGCCAUGCCCCUGGCCAGGGACCUGCUGCACCCCUCCCUGGAGGAGGAGAGGAGGAAGCACAAGAAGAAGCGUUUGGUGCAGAGCCCCAACUCCUACUUCAUGGACGUCAAGUGCCCAGGAUGCUACAAGAUCACCACCGUGUUCAGCCAUGCUCAGACAGUGGUUCUGUGUGUAGGCUGCUCAACUAUUCUGUGUCAGCCUACUGGGGGAAAAGCAAGGCUCACAGAAGGCUGCUCAUUUAGAAGAAAGCAACACUGAACAGUCUCUUCAACAUACAGCAGUGGAUCUGUGACUCCUGAAAGCCUUACCUGUUAAAAAAAAUGCUUGAUGUAACAAUGUAAUUAUGACUGACUUUGUGAAAAUGACACACUACUGGUGACUGAUCAGCUGGAAUCUUUUUCAAUAAAUGAUUUGAAGUGCAUUUUUUUUCCCUGUAAGUCGCAGACAGUUGAGCUCUAUUUUUACAGCUUUAAACAGUGUUUUGUAAUUGGGUGGUGUCAUUUAAUAUAAAAAUCUGAACCUUGGA